ACAAUUUUUAUCUACAUUUUAAAUAGUUUUAUAAAUUUGAGUAAAAGUGUAAUAGUGAUGAGGUGGUUUACUGUACUUUCUUUAUUAUUAAUUUGUUUAAGCCAGUGUAUUAUUUAUUCAGAAGAAACACAACAAAAUCGAUGUCCCGUUGUACGAUUAUUAAAUGGGAGGGUACGUGCAAGGGCUAGAGGAAGAAUCGUUAGAUUUAAUUGUAACGAUGGUUACACUCUUGUGGGAAACAAAUAUUCCACGUGUAUACAUGGUCAGUGGGAUACACCAACACCAGUGUGUGUUAAUGCAGAAUGUGCCCCUCUCCCUACACCCGAACACGCUUUAGUGGCGAAAAAACAUGAUGGUGCGAUACUUAUGUAUUUCUGCGAAACUGGUUACGCUUUAAUAGGAACAUCUGAAAUUUAUUGCAACGGUCAUAAUUGGAACGCAACAGCUCCGUAUUGUAGAGAUACAAACGCGACUGCACCUACAAGAUGCGACUUCGAGAAACCGGAUUUUUGCUGGUGGGAGCAGGAUCCUCUACAUGAUUUUGACUGGCAGCGACAUAAUUUCGAAACACCGAGCUCGCAUAUCGGCACGGGCCCGACGUAUGAUCAUACAUUGGGAGCUGGAAAUGAAGGAUAUUAUCUUUACAUUGAGGCAUCUGGACGUUUAGUAAAUGAUACAGCAAGAAUUAUCUCUCCUCUGUAUAACUCUGUAUUAACAGAAUCUGGAUGUUUUUCAUUCUGGUACCACAUGUAUGGCACUGCAAUGGGUGCUUUAAGAGUCUAUUUUAAAACAGAAACUGAUAUUAACCCACAGUUAAUGUUUCAUAAGGAGGGUAAUCAAGGAAAUCAAUGGUUACAUGGUAUUUUUACUUUACCAAAAGUAGAUAAAAAUUUUCAGAUAAUAAUUGAAGGUAAACGAGGUACAAGCUAUGUAAGUGAUAUUGCUGUUGAUGACAUUGCUAUUUUGCAAGGAAAAGAAUGUGAGACAAACACAAGUGAUAUUGGUACUACUACCAUGACAACUAAUAAUAAUGAUCAAGUUGAAAUAGUAAGUGCAUCACAAACUUGUCAAGGGAAAUGCAACAAUUUUACUACAUCUCAGUUGAUUAAUGUUGAACCACAAGAUGAAGAACCACCUGUAUAUAAAGUAGAACAAUGUCAAUGCACAUUGGAUUGUGCAGAAUAUUCUCUCUGUUGUCCAGAUUAUGCAGAAUACUGUGUUCUUGCUUUUACAGAUGAUGGAAUUACUCAGGAGAUUACAGAAGCUACUAUUAGUACUACUACAAAUCAAAACAGAGUUAAUGUUACAAAAUUGUUGCCAAACAUUACUAAAGCUGUGAAGUAUGAAACUACAACUUUGUCAACAACCAUCAAUCGUAAUCAUAUACUUAUUAAUCCGAAAGAUGAUAUUGAUCCUAAUACAACAAAACCACGAGAAACAGAAGUAUCAAAACCAAAAAUAUUUGUAAAACCUACUAUGAAGACCACUACUCUUGUUCAUGUAAUUGCACCCAUUACAGUACCUAAAACAUCAUCAACAAAAACAACAUAUAAAUCAAUGACAACAACUACAAAACAUAUUGAAGUAACUAAACAAUAUGACCCACAAAUAAGUGUGAGAAUAGAAAAACCUAAAAAAUUCCAUCAUAACAGUGGAAAAAUUGGACUGCCUGGUAUUAUUGGUUUAAUCAUUGGCAUAUUGAGUGGAAUCAUUGUUGUUUCAAUAGUAGCAUUCUUUAUAAUUACAAGAAGGAAAACUUACAAACGUGGCACUGGUAAUUCUUCGCUUUCUGAAGAUAGUGAUGUUCGCUUCUUAACUUCAGAUGAAAUACUUGAUUUCAAUUUAGCAAAGCCUAGUGAUAAUGAUGAGUUGUAAGAUUUAUUAUAUGAAUGAUACAGUGCAUUUUGCAAAUAUUUUUCAUUAAACAGAGUGUUAGCUGAGUCUUCAAACGUGAGCAUAAAUUGAUAAGUUAUAUCCAAUGUGUAUAGGCUUAAGUAUGAUCCAACAACAAUCAUUGAUAUUUAUCAAUAAAACUGUGUUAGUGAU
Molecule: messenger RNA, 2046 nt
Organism: Vespula vulgaris
Lineage: Eukaryota; Metazoa; Arthropoda; Insecta; Hymenoptera; Vespidae
Exons: 10
Coding region: 58-1875 (605 amino acids)
Cellular component (GO): membrane
Source: RefSeq, a predicted model, not a curated record